AUGAGGGCUUCAGUGUUCACAAUGCUUUGUCUGAUCACCACACUCGGUAAAGCGGAUGACGCAUGUCCAGAAGUGAAGAUUGUGGGUGUUGGAGAUUCAGACAGAUUGACCAUCCUCAGAGGAUGUCCUGGUACCCCUGGAUCAGCUGGGCAGAAAGGAGAACCAGGAUCCCCAGGAGAGAAGGGGCAAAGGGGAUCUGCAGGUGACCAUGGGAAGGCCGGACCACAAGGCCAGAAAGGUAAAACAGGUGCAGUUGGUGACAGAGGAGAACAAGGUCCAAAAGGAGAGAAAGGAGAACCUUGCAAAUCUGAUCCAGUUUACGCUGCAAGGAACUGUAAGGAGCUGCUGGAUCAGGGGUCUGUUCUAAGUGACUGGUACACAAUAUACCCAGAUGGAGAACAACCCUUGAAGGUGCUUUGUGAUAUGCACACGGAUGGAGGAGGCUGGCUUGUUUUCCAGAGACGUUGGGAUGGCUCAGUGGAUUUUUUUCGUGACUGGAAGUCUUACAAGAUGGGUUUUGGGAGUCGUCUAAAUGAGUUCUGGCUGGGAAAUGAUAAUCUUAACAAAAUAACAUCAAUUGGCACCUGGGAAUUGCGCAUUGAUCUUCAAGAAGUUGACAACACAAAGAAAUUUGCAAAGUAUACAUCUUUCCAAGUUCUAGGAGAGACAGAAAAAUACAAAUUACUUCUGGGAUCCUUUAAGGAGGGUACUGUAGGAGAUUCCUUUAGUUUUCAUAAAAACAUGAAAUUUACCACCAAGGACCAAGACAAUGAUAAUCACCCGCAGAACUGUGCCACACUAUGCAAAGGAGGAUGGUGGUACCAUGACUGUCACCAAGCAAACUUGAAUGGAUUGUAUCAGGGCUCCAACCCCUUUGGCUUCAGUUGGUUCCAUGACAAGGGGCACAAUUACUCCUACAAAAACUCUGAAAUGAAGAUUAGGCCUGUGUAGUAAUUAACACGGCAUCAGAUAGUAAUACACAUCUUAUAUGACUUUAAAGGGACUUGAAACACACAUUUUUUCUUUAAUGAUUCAGACAAAACAUGCCAU
Messenger RNA from Bombina bombina (fire-bellied toad), 1050 nucleotides. RefSeq names its product ficolin-1. NCBI's taxonomy places the organism in Eukaryota, Metazoa, Chordata, Amphibia, Anura, Bombinatoridae. The record is from RefSeq and is a predicted model, not a curated record. Bases 1 to 951 code for a protein of 316 amino acids. The transcript is spliced from 9 exons.